Messenger RNA from Schistosoma margrebowiei, 499 nucleotides. The record is from the annotation of a GenBank genome assembly. Lineage: Eukaryota; Metazoa; Platyhelminthes; Trematoda; Strigeidida; Schistosomatidae.
ACUAAUGUGGAUCAUCACGUCGGUUUUUGGCGCGUGUAUUUUACGAAUUUACUGAACGUGUUUUUACAAAGUUAACUGAUUAGAGAAUAAUAAAUAAUCAUGAAUAUGAUUAAUUUUCUGUUGAGUAUAGUGUUCAUCUUGCCAAUAUUUUUCCUUAAUGGAGUGAAUGCUGAUAAAAGAGUCUUUGAUCUCGUAGAGUUUAUUGUAGAACUAUGGAAGAAUUUCUGCUGGCAACUAAGUGGAACAUUCAAAUGCUUUUUAGAUCGAAUGGAUCCAGCUAUUGGCGGCAAGGGUUACUCAUGUAUAGGAAAAGGAGGUGUGGUUUUCAAUUUGGAAGAAUUGAUUUUGGGCAUCUGGGCCAAUUUAUGCGAACGCUUGGCUGGUACUUGGAGAUGUUUAUUGGAAGUACUACCUGAAGAUCUAGGAGGUAGAACUACACCAUGUUACAGUACGAUGAAAAAGUAGCAUGAAAAUGCAACUCAAUAAAAGUUAAAAGAAC